UCUCCCCCUCCUCAGCCGAUGGUGGUUAUUAGCCCUUGUGCCGCUUGCAAGAUUUUAAGGAGAAGGUGUGCCGAUAAAUGUGUAUUGGCACCUUAUUUUCCUCCUACCGAACCAGCGAAGUUCGCCAUUGCUCAUCGUGUCUUUGGGGCUAGCAACAUCAUCAAGUUCGUGCAGGAACUUCCAGAGGGUCAAAGGUCGGAUGCGGUGAGCAGCAUGGUUUAUGAGGCAAGCGCAAGGAUCCGUGACCCGGUCUAUGGGUGUGCGGGGACGAUUUGCCAGUUGCAAAAGCAAGUGGAUGAGCUGCAAGCACAGUUGGCCAGAGCUCAAGCUGAAGUGGUCAACAUGCAAUUGCAGGUGGAGAUGGGACACUCCUCUCCUCAACCCAAUUCCCAGCAAUCCCAUGUUGACGCUUCCGUAACCCACCCAAGCUUUAUGGAAGACGACCACCACAACUACUUAGGCUCGCUUUGGGAGCCUCUUUGGACUUGAUGAAUGCUCCAAAGGAGGACAAAGUUGAAAGACAAUGAACUAAU
This is a messenger RNA of Hibiscus syriacus, 533 nucleotides long. RefSeq names its product LOB domain-containing protein 1-like. Lineage: Eukaryota; Viridiplantae; Streptophyta; Magnoliopsida; Malvales; Malvaceae. The record is from RefSeq and is a predicted model, not a curated record. The transcript has 2 exons. The coding region runs from base 19 to 489 and encodes 156 amino acids.